Messenger RNA from Nezara viridula (southern green stink bug), 230 nucleotides. NCBI's taxonomy places the organism in Eukaryota, Metazoa, Arthropoda, Insecta, Hemiptera, Pentatomidae. The record is from the annotation of a GenBank genome assembly.
AGGUGAGUGAUCUUAAAAUAUUGAAGUAGCAUGAACGACUUUAAGCUAUUGGAUUUCAAAUUCAGAUACAGUGCCUUCUGGAGCAGCCACUUGGUAUUCUGUUCUCAGACCUUUAAGUUGAGCCACGUGGGGAACCACUGAAUGGAACAAUACUUAGAUGACUUUCUGCCGAUUGAAUUGAAGUUUUACUAAUAGAAAAGUUCGAUAAAAUAAACAUUUUGGUUUAAAUA